GGCGGGGGAGCCUUUCCAGGAAACGAAAGCUAACUCUGGGGAGCCAUCUUGCGGCCCAGGUGCGGGCCUGGCCGGCGCUAUGUCUCAGGGGCUCAGGGGACCCGCAGGGGUGUUCCCUCACCAGACACGCUCCUACUUGGACCCCAGCUAUGAGCAGAGCAAGUGGAGACCUCCGCAGCCACGUGGGCCUGAGUCUUUCCCCAGGAGUUUCCAGCUCCAGCAGAUAGACUUCCUCAAAGGGCGGCUCCCAGAAGCGCCCCUGAUUGCACAGCAGCCCCAGUCACUGCCGCCAUUCCUCCCAGGACACUGGCCAAGGUUCCCAGGGCCACCUUCCCAAGGCAAACAACUGGAAACCUGGGGUUUCCCCACAAGUGUGACUCUCAGAAGUCAGGGGUUCCACACAGGACUCCCACCUCCUCCCCCGCAGAGCAGGAGUCUGCCAUGGAGAGGCGCUGACAGGCUCUGCUCACACUUCCAGGAGCUGAGCAUUAGUCAGAGUCCAGAGCAGAAGAUCCUAGGUCGUCUGGAGGAGCUUGGUGAGAGGAAGGCCACCAGCGCCCAGGCCCUAGCCAGAGAGCUCAGGGUCCCAAAGAAGGAGGUCAAUCGUAUAUUGUAUGCCCUGCAGAGGAAGGGGAAGCUGCAGAGAAGAGUAGGAACUCCUCCUUUGUGGAGCCUUGCACCCUCACAUCAGGCUCAGCCCCCUAGAGCUGUGAAUCCAGACAGUUGUGGCCAGGAAGUCCCUCAGGAAGAGCCUGCUUUGGACAGUCAAGACAGAGACCCUGCCUCUGACGUAGAAGGACCCCCUGAGCCUCUUGACAUGGCAGAGAUCAAGGAGAAAAUCUGUGACUACCUGUUCAAUGUGUCCAACUCCUCUGCCCUGAACCUGGCUAAGAACAUUGGCCUCACCAAGGCCCGAGAUGUGAAUGCAGUGCUGAUUGACUUGGAAAGGCAAGGCGAUGUCUACAGACAAGGGGCCAUGCCUCCCAUCUGGUACUUGACAGACAAGAAGCGUGAGCGGCUGCAGAUCAAGAGAAGUACGCACAGUGCUCCAGCAGCUGUCCCAGAGGCUCCCAGAAGCACCUCCUUCCCCUCCUGCCACUCACCCCCAUCAGGCGCCUCAAGCAGCAUGGCAACCCCCAAAAAAGUGGAGAAUGGGCAGGAACCUGUGAUGAGGUAUGAAAAUAGGUAUGAGGCCAGGCCAGGACCGGUGAGACUGCGACCACACGCUUAUCACAAUGGCCCCUCUAGAGCAGGGUAUGUUGACUCUGAAAAUGGCCAGUGGGCCACAGAUGACAUCCCAGAUAACUUGAAUAGUAUCCGCACGGCACCAGGUGAGUUCCGAGCCAUCAUGGAGAUGCCCUCCUUCUACAGCCCUGUCUUGCCACGGUGUUCACCAUACAAGAAGCUGACCGAGUGCCAGCUGAAGAACCCCGUCAGCGGGCUGUUAGAGUACGCUCAGUUCACUAGUCAGACCUGUGAUUUCAACCUCAUAGAGCAGAGUGGACCGUCCCAUGAACCUCGCUUUAAAUUCCAGGUUGUCAUCAACGGCCGCGAGUUUCCCCCAGCUGAGGCCGGCAGCAAGAAGGUGGCCAAGCAGGACGCAGCAAUGAAAGCCAUGGCCAUUCUGCUUCGGGAGGCCAAAGCUCAAGACGGAGGGACCCCAGAGGAGCUGUCCUGUCCCAUGGAGGAAGACUCGGAGAAGCCGGCAGAGUCCCAGCCCCCCAGCUCCUCGGCAACAUCCUUCAUCAAUGGGAAGAGCCCAGUCACCACGCUGCUUGAGUGUAUGCACAAGCUGGGGAACGCCUGCGAAUUCCGCCUCCUGUCCAAAGAAGGCCCUGCCCAUGACCCCAAGUUCCAGUACUGUGUAGCCGUGGGAGCCCAGACUUUCCCCACUGUGAGUGCCCCCAGCAAGAAAGUAGCAAAGCAGAUGGCCGCAGAGGAAGCCAUGAAGGCCCUGCAGGAGGAGGCAGCCAAUUCCGCUGAUGACCAGUCUGGAGGUGCGAACUCGGAAUCUCUUGAUGAGUCUGUGGCACCCAACAAGAUCCGGAGGAUUGGUGAGCUCGUCAGGUACCUGAACACCAACCCCGUGGGCGGCCUGUUAGAGUAUGCCCGCUCCCAUGGCUUCGCUGCUGAGUUCAAGUUGAUCGACCAGUCCGGACCACCUCACGAACCCAAGUUUGUUUACCAAGCGAAAGUUGGGGGCCGCUGGUUUCCAGCCGUGUGUGCGCACAGCAAGAAACAAGGCAAGCAAGACGCAGCCGACGCAGCCCUCCGAGUCUUGAUCGGGGAAAGCGAGAAGGCAGAGCAGUUGGGUUUCGCAGAGGUAACCCCAGUGACAGGGGCCAGUCUCAGAAGAACUAUGCUCCUCCUUUCCAGGUCCCCAGAUGCACAUCCAAAGACACUGCCUCUCACUGGGAGCACCGUCCACGACCAGAUAGCAAUGCUCAGCCACCGCUGCUUCAACGCCCUCACCAACAGCUUCCAGCCCUCCCUGCUCGGCCGCAAGAUCCUGGCCGCCAUCGUCAUGAAGAGAGACCCUGAGGACAUGGGUGUUGUGGUCAGUCUGGGGACAGGGAAUCGCUGUGUGAAAGGGGACUCUCUCAGCCUGAAGGGAGAAACGGUCAAUGACUGCCAUGCAGAAAUCAUCUCCCGGAGGGGCUUCAUCAGGUUUCUCUACAGCGAGCUGAUGAAGUACAACCAGCAUACUGCCAAGAACAGCAUAUUUGAGCUUGCCAGGGGAGGAGAGAAGCUCCAGAUAAAAAAGACAGUUUCUUUUCAUCUCUACAUCAGCACGGCGCCAUGUGGAGAUGGAGCCCUCUUUGACAAGUCCUGCAGUGACCGUGCUGUGGAAAGCACAGAAUCCCGCCAUUACCCUGUCUUUGAAAAUCCCAAGCAAGGCAAGCUUCGGACCAAGGUGGAGAAUGGGGAAGGCACCAUCCCUGUGGAGUCCAGUGACAUUGUGCCCACGUGGGAUGGCAUCCGGCUUGGGGAAAGACUCCGUACCAUGUCCUGUAGUGACAAAAUUCUCCGCUGGAACGUGCUGGGCCUGCAAGGGGCACUGUUGACUCACUUCCUGCAGCCUGUGUACCUGAAAUCUGUAACACUAGGUUACCUUUUCAGCCAAGGGCACCUGACCCGUGCUAUUUGCUGCCGCGUGACCAGAGAUGGGAAGGCAUUUGAGGACGGACUGCGCUACCCCUUUAUUGUCAACCACCCCAAGGUCGGCCGAGUCAGUGUGUACGAUUCCAAAAGGCAAUCCGGAAAGACCAAGGAGACAAGCGUCAACUGGUGUUUGGCCGAUGGCUACGACCUAGAGAUCCUGGAUGGCACCAGAGGCACUGUGGAUGGACCAGGGAAGGAGUUGUCUCGGGUGUCCAAGAAGAACAUUUUCCUUCAGUUUAAGAAGCUCUGCUCCUUCCGUGGCCGCAGAGAUCUGCUGCAGCUCUCCUACGGUGAGGCCAAGAAAGCUGCCCGUGACUACGAGUUAGCCAAGAACUACUUCAAGAAGAGCCUGCGGGACAUGGGCUAUGGGAAUUGGAUCAGCAAACCCCAGGAGGAAAAGAACUUUUAUCUCUGUCCAGUACCCAAUGACUGACAGCGGGGUGUGUUUCUCAUGGGGUCAGAGGGAGUUCAUAACAUUCCUCAUCACAUUGGGCCAGAGUUUGGGGGCUUUUUUUUUAAACCCCUCCCCAACCCCCCUUUUUUUAAAUGGAGGAACCAUAAUAGAUGGUACCAAGACCUUUGGUUCCUAUUUAUCCUGCUUGCUUGGGGAUUUCAAGGUGGGGUCUGAUCAAGCCCCCCCACUUCCCAAGCAAAGAGUCAGAUUAAAGGAAGGGGGGCACUCUCCAUUCCAUUCGUGUAGCGUAGCCAGCCCCUGAUCCCCGCAGCCUGUCCCUUGGAGUUUAGUUUUGUGGAGGUGUCUCAUCUCCUUUUCCAUUGCUACACUGACCUCUUGUGGAUGUGACCAUGUCCCCGUCAGUUCUGUGUGAAUCACGUCAGGGACUAACCAUCUCACCUCUGUAGAUCUGCAGCCCCUGGUCCUCCUACGAUUCCUUCCUGUGGUGAGGUGUCUCCUUCCCCACCCCAGAGGGCGAGGAGGUGAACAUGAAGGGUUGAUGACAUGUUCACAUGGGCAGGGGUUGGAACUGCUCAGGGGUCGCAGGACAAUGGGAAUGUGGUUGGGACAGGCAGACCCUGCCCAGUAACAGGCCGUGCUGGCCAGCCAAGGAACUGCCCUUCCCGGGCAGCAGGGAAGUGGAGAACCAGAUGUGGGACUGGAGAAGGUGCCCCAGGGGACCCACAGAGCACUGAUCAGGGUGCACCAACAUUCCUUGGAAUGUAGCCACACUCUCUCUGCCCUUCCAGAAAGCAUUCCCAGAAUCUGGCUCUGCCCACGUGGGGUGUGGGGCCACAGACCCCAGCUAUUUGUGAGAAGCUGAGGACAAGUCAUGGAGGGUAGAUCCUCUGUGCAGACUGAACAAGAGUAAAUGCUAAGCAUCAUGAUGGCGAGGUCACUGUCCACUUGGGGCUCCUCACGGCGCUGUUAGCAGCAGAAGUUGACAAAGCCUUGUGUAAAAUUCAUAGUUCUAAAAGGCCAGAGGUGUUGAUUCUGGACUGCAUUACAGACUUGAGAUACAAAUAUAUUUUUCCAUUAGUGAAUGUACUUUUCAUUUUACCAGGUGGCUUCAGAGGCUGGUUCACGGGCCGGGCACAAGGCACUGCGCUCUCCUGGCCUGCCCCACCCCUUUGGAGAUCUUGAUCUAUGUGGAGGGCGGUGUUGCGGGUGACAGGGCAGGCUAGCCUCCCGCUCUGGGGUGAGCUUGGACUCCUCCUCCCCCUGACAUUGAAUUGUGGGUAUGCAGGAACCUUAGCCUCUGUGGAGUCUGCCCCUAGCACAAGUCAAGCAGACAGCUAGACCCUGCUCCGUUCUGCCCCGUGGGACCAAGCCCACGCCUCUCCUCUGAAUGGUGUGGCUCCCUCGGGAAUAGCUGUGUCAGCGGUUUCCCGCACACCCUUGCUCACCCCCCCCACCCCACCCCGCUGCCUGGCUCCCCCCUCUGGCCCACUGCCAACAGCAACCAUAUCAUAUAUUUGCACUUCGAUUCUAACGGCUACUGUCUCCUCCACCUGUGAUCCAACCUGACCAACACAAGAACCUGUGUUUAACAAUACACUGGGGAUGUCUUUGCACAACACCACAUUUUCCUAUGGAACUGCUAGUGUCUGCGGUAGUGAGGGUCUGCCUGCAGAUUUGCAAAGUAGUCUGUGGAGUCAGCCGGAGGCAUGUUACGUUCUGGCAUAUGAAGCAGAGCCAUUGUGGCCUCUGGGCCUGGGCAGGUCAGGGGAUUCUCUCCGCUGAUUGCUUUGGCUUCCCUGGUCCUUCCUGAGUGGUCAUUCGGCAGAGCUGAUUCAGCAGCCGCCUCCUCAACAGGCACACCGGGAUCUCCAGACCAGAGCCCUCUCUACCCUCGAGAUCCUGCCUGGCAAACUUUUGGUUCUGGGUUUCUCUGCAGAUGGAGGAGAGCAAGGCAUCCCUCCACUCUUUGGGCCUGCUGAAGUGAACCACUGGCACCCACCCCCUGCCUCCGCGGCCCACUGGGCAGAGGGGCAGAGCUUCUGCCAUGUUUCUCCCCUCUUUGUGGUCAUUAUUUUAAGAAGCAGGGCCUGCCUUUCACACCGUUUCUAAUAAUUUCUGUAGUUGAUUUGUCUGAACUGUGGCUGUCUUGCAUUCUUUGAAUAAUCACGUGUAAGAAUUGUCAAUGCUUGAAACUAUUUCCUGUACUCAAGUUGAAGGGAUUUUGGUUGGCCUUGGGGUUUUGGCAGUGACCCCCAAGAGCGGAGUGGGGAAGUGGCCAGGCGUAGCCUUGGCGCUGCAAUGGAUACAGCCCCUUCUCGUGUCCCUUAACAAAUGACAGUAUACAUUCCUCAGAAAUAAAAACACAGAAGCAACAGGA
Molecule: messenger RNA, 5954 nt
Organism: Peromyscus leucopus (white-footed mouse)
Lineage: Eukaryota; Metazoa; Chordata; Mammalia; Rodentia; Cricetidae
Gene: Adar
Product: adenosine deaminase RNA specific
Exons: 15
Coding region: 80-3595 (1171 amino acids)
Biological process (GO): RNA processing; adenosine to inosine editing
Cellular component (GO): cytoplasm; nucleolus
Molecular function (GO): double-stranded RNA adenosine deaminase activity; double-stranded RNA binding; tRNA-specific adenosine deaminase activity
Source: RefSeq, a predicted model, not a curated record